Dipodomys spectabilis (banner-tailed kangaroo rat) is the source of this 945-nucleotide messenger RNA. RefSeq names its product putative olfactory receptor 2W6. Gene Ontology annotation, cellular component: membrane. The record is from RefSeq and is a predicted model, not a curated record. The transcript has a single exon. Gene Ontology annotation, biological process: G protein-coupled receptor signaling pathway. NCBI's taxonomy places the organism in Eukaryota, Metazoa, Chordata, Mammalia, Rodentia, Heteromyidae. The coding region runs from base 1 to 945 and encodes 314 amino acids. Gene Ontology annotation, molecular function: olfactory receptor activity; G protein-coupled receptor activity.
AUGGAAACAACCAAUGGAAGUUCCAGAACAGACUUCAUCCUUCUGGGGUUUUCUGAUCGACCUCACCUGGAGCGCAUCAUCUCCGUGGCUGUCUUCAUCUUCUAUGUGGUGACUCUGGUAGGAAACACAGCCAUCAUCCUGGUGUCUUAUCUAGACUCCCAGCUCCACACCCCCAUGUAUUUCUUCUUGUCUAAUUUGUCUGCUGUGGACCUCUGUUAUACCACUAGCAUCAUCCCCCAGAUGCUGGUAAAUCUGUGGGGCCCAACAAAAUCUAUCACAUACGGAGGCUGUGCACUCCAGUUCUUCUUCGCCCUUGACCUGGGAGCCACAGAAUGUCUUCUCUUGGCUGUGAUGGCCUAUGACCGCUAUGCUGCUGUGUGCCAGCCUCUGCACUACAUGGUCAUCAUGCACCCUGGGCUUUGCCACAGGAUGGUGCUGAUCUCCUGGUUGGGGGGGUUGGGAAGUGCCCUAAUUGUUUGCUCAAUGACAUUGAAGUUACCCAGAUGUGGCCACCGCCAAGUGGAUAAUUUUUUCUGUGAGAUGCCAGCGUUGGUCAAGAUGGCUUGUGUCCAUUCAAGAGUCAUUGAGAUUGUUGUCUUUUCUCUUGGAGUUGUAUUGCUUCUAGUACCUCUGUCACUGAUUCUCAUCUCCUACGGAGUCAUCACUCAAGCUGUAAUGAGGAUCAAGUCAGCCAGCAGGUGGAGAAAGGUCCUGAACACCUGUGGCUCCCACCUCACAGUAGUGACUCUGUUCUAUGGGACAAUCAUUUAUAUGUAUAUGAAACCACAGAAAACCAAGUCCCAAGAUGAAGGGAAGUUCUUCACUCUCUUUUACACAAUUAUCACACCCAGUCUUAAUCCUCUGAUCUAUACUUUAAGAAACAAAGAUGUAAAGAGUGCUCUGAGCAGAGUACUGGUAAUGGACAAAUGUUCCUCAAAAGUGUGA